This is a messenger RNA of Cyclopterus lumpus (lumpfish), 2925 nucleotides long. It is a transcript of the gene ldlrb, whose product is annotated as low density lipoprotein receptor b. Bases 207 to 2834 code for a protein of 875 amino acids. The record is from RefSeq and is a predicted model, not a curated record. Lineage: Eukaryota; Metazoa; Chordata; Actinopteri; Perciformes; Cyclopteridae. The transcript has 18 exons. Gene Ontology annotation, molecular function: calcium ion binding; protein binding.
GUCAGCCUCAUAGAUACUCGUUGCGUGUGACUCGGACCCCCACAGUAUCGCCUCUCUACGCACAGCCUCUGCCGCUCUCCGUCGGACCCGCAGCUCUUUUUAUUUCACGCACACAUCCGGCCGUGAAGCCGCCACCCUCUCCAUCUCUGCGCUCGUCGUAGCUCUACCUCGGUGGCCAGACAAAGGACGACCAAGGAGGACCGGACAUGUUCGGGAUGCGCAGGGGACUCGUCGGGCUGUCCACAUGUGGGUGCCUGCUGAUGCUGGUUCAUUUCUCGCCUCAAGCAGAUGCAGCCUUUGUGUGCAGCUCCACUCAGUUGAAGUGUGCAAAUGGGAGGUGCAUCACCCGCAGGUGGAUUUGUGAUGGGACCGACGACUGUGGUGAUGGAACCGAUGAACUGCCUGCAACCUGUGCAACCAAAACAUGCCUGCAGUCAGAGUUCAGCUGCGGCGGACCCACCAACCAGUGUAUACCAGGAGGCUGGCACUGUGACGGCAAAGCUGAAUGCAUCAACGGAGCGGACGAGAACAACUGCACGGCCAAACAAUGCGACGCCGACGAGUUCCGCUGCAGCAACGGCCUGUGUCUAUCCCUGACCUUCGUGUGCGACGGCGACAACGACUGUUCAGACGGCUCCGACGAGGCGUCCUGCCCCAAACCCAGCUGCAGCUCUCGUUCCUUCCAGUGCAACAACUCGGUGUGCGUGCCGGCCCUGUGGCGCUGCGACGGAGACGAGGACUGUGCCGACGGGUCGGACGAGUGGCCGCAGAACUGUGUGGGACGGCAGCCGGACAAGGCGGCGCAGCGCUGCGGCCCCCACGACUUCCAGUGUGCAAACGGAGAGUGUAUCCACAGCAGCUGGAGGUGUGACGGAGGAGUCGACUGCCAGGACCGAUCGGACGAGGUUAACUGCAGUCGUCCCACUUGUCGCCCAGAUGAGUUCCAGUGUACUGACGGUGCUUGUAUCCAUGGCAGCCACCAAUGCGACAAUGUGCCCAACUGCAGGGACCUCAGUGAUGAGAUCGGCUGCCACACAGAAAAUGUGUGUGAAGGCCCCACGACGUUCAAGUGUCGCAGCGGGGAGUGUAUCAGCAUGGACAAAGUGUGCGACAAAAAGAACGACUGCAAGGACUGGUCCGAUGAACCUGUCGGAGAGUGUGGAAGAAACGAGUGUUUGACUGGAAACGGUGGCUGCUCCCAUUCCUGCAGCGACCUGAGGGUCGGCUACAACUGCUCCUGCCCUGCUGGAUACAGCCUGAAGACGGACAAGAAAACCUGUGAAGACAUUGAUGAAUGUGCUGAGGCGGACACUUGCACUCAGAUCUGCAUUAACUUGCCCGGCAGCUACAAGUGCGAUUGUGAGGAGGGUUACGAGAUCGACCUUGUGAGCAAGACAUGCAGGGCCGAAUCAGGCACCGUACCCACACUCUACUUCACCAAUAGACACGAGGUGAGGAAGAUGACGGUGGACCGCAGCGAGUACGUCCCACUGAUCCCCCAGCUGAAGAACGCGGUGGCUCUGGACUUGGACAUGCCUAACAAGAUGAUCUUCUGGUCCGACCUGUCUCUGAAGAAAAUCUACAGCUCUAAGAUAGACGUGGCCGGUAACUCCUCCCACCACUCUGUGGUGGUUGGUAGCGGCAUUGAGGCCCCAGAAGGCAUUGCGGUGGAUUGGAUCCAUGGCAACAUCUACUGGACUGACGGCGUUUUAAAGACUAUCUCUGUGGCAACGACAGACGGCAGCAAGAGGAAGACCCUGAUUACUAAAGACCUGGGGAAGCCAAGAGCCAUCACAGUCGACCCUGUCAAUAACUUUAUGUACUGGACCGACUGGGGUCAGGAGGCCAAGAUAGAGAAGAGUGGCUUGAAUGGAGCGGAUCGCGUUGCCUUGGUAACAGAUAACAUCCUGUGGCCCAACGGCAUCACUCUCGACGUGAUCAACCAGCGUCUGUACUGGGUGGACUCCAAGAUGCACACCCUGUCCAGCAUUGACGUGAACGGAGGGACACGACACAACCUCAUCUCCAGCGAGGAGAAGCUCGCACACCCCCUCUCUUUGACUGUCUUUGAGGACAGAGUGUUUUGGACCGACUUGAUCAACAGUGCUGUUUUCAGUGCCAGCCGCCUGACCGGGAAGGACAUCACUCAGCUGGCGAUGGACCUGAACCACCCAGAGGACAUCGUGCUGUACCACAACCUCAAGCAGCGAACUGGUACAAACUUGUGCAGAGAGGGAGUCAGUGAGAAUGGAGGAUGCGAGUUCCUGUGCCUCCCUGCCCCGCAGAUCAACCAGCACUCUCCUAAAUACACCUGCGCCUGUCCUGACCACAGUACCAUGGGGCCCGACAUGAGGAAAUGCGUGACGACAGCCACAGUUGCCCCUCCUGCCAAAAAGAUAACGGGGGCACCGCUCCUGCCCAAAGCUCCCACCGAGCAUGCUACAACACGCAGGCCGGCUGUCACCGCCACUUCGACAACUACCACCAUAGUUACCAAGAAAGACACAACUACCUCCUCUGGCCUGCCAAGCACACAGCAGCCUGCCGCUACCGCCCAAGGUAACCGACUGGCAGCCUUGCCCGAAGAAGCCCCUUCAUCCCCCUCGAUUGCUCUCUACGUCAUAUUGCCAAUAUUGGUCAUGUCCCUGCUGAUCUUUGGAGCAAUGUUUCUAUGGAGACACUGGCGUCUGAAGAACAACAACACCAUCCACUUUGAUAAUCCAGUGUACCAGAAAACCACAGAGGAUGAGAUGCACAUCUGCAGGAACAACUCUGAUGGCUACAUUUAUCCUCAGAGGCAAAUGCUGAACAUGGAUGACAUGGAUGUUGCAUGACCUUGAGAUGAAGAAGACACCAAGUGUUAGGCUCAUUUUGUGGCUUAUGUUUCUUACCUCAGCACUGUGCCGUCCAAGUCUGAAGAAAAUA